AUGUCGUUGGCCUUACAUGCACAUCAGAUUUUGUUGGUCGCAACGCUCGCCUUUAUUAUAGGUGUUCUCGUACCAUGUUGGUAUACAUCACCGAAUUUACAAACAACACGAACUGUUUUUCAAGUUUGCAACACAACUGCAUCGACAUGCGAAUGGACACUCCUCCCGAGAUCGCAGCUCAAUUCUGUUACUAAAAUUUUACCAUUAGUCGCUGCUGUAGCAUCAAUCGCAUGUGCCGGAUUAAGUCUGAUAAGUUUACUUCUUGGUUCAUGGUACAUUCAACGGUUUUCUGGCGACAUUGGCUCGAAAUGGUUACUUGUUCUCACGAUCGUAGCAGUUCUAUUCAGUUUCAUUCUUUCAUGUCUUGUUUGGGUACUUAUGUUAACAACAAAUCUGUAUCAGAACGAUACCAACACGAAAGAGAUUCGAUUACAAGAUUUCGGCUUUUCAAUUUGGAUUAGUAUAGGUGCGUCAAGCACAUAUUUUUAUGUAUUUUUCAUUUAUCUCAUCGCCAUUUGUAAAAGUUGUUGA
Adineta ricciae is the source of this 531-nucleotide messenger RNA. Lineage: Eukaryota; Metazoa; Rotifera; Eurotatoria; Adinetida; Adinetidae. The record is from the annotation of a GenBank genome assembly.